This is a messenger RNA of Cyanistes caeruleus (blue tit), 1513 nucleotides long. The record is from RefSeq and is a predicted model, not a curated record. Lineage: Eukaryota; Metazoa; Chordata; Aves; Passeriformes; Paridae.
AUGUCCCGAUCCCGGUCCCUGUCCCGAUCCCUGUCCCGGUGCCGGUGCCGGUCCCUAUCCCUGUCCCUAUCCCUGUCCCGGUGCCGGUGCCGGUCCCUGUCCCGGUCCCUAUCCCUGUCCCUGUCCCUGUCCCUGUCCCGGUCCCUGUCCCGGUCCCUGUCCCGAUCCCUAUCCCUGUCCCUGUCCCGGUCCCUGUCCCGGUCCCUGUCCCGGUCCCUAUCCCUGUCNCGGCUGGCGGAGCGCGGGGCGGUGCUGGUGUCCUGCUGUCUGUCCUGUGCGGGCUCCGUGCUGCUGCUGUGCUCGCAGGCUCGCUGGCCGGAGCUGCGGACGCGGCCCCGGCAGCUGCUGCUGCAGCUGUCCCUGGCUGACCUGCUCUCGGCCCUGUCCUACUUCUACGGGGUGCUGCGGGACUUCGAGCGCAGCUCGUGGGACUGCGUCCUGCAGGGCGCCCUGUCCACCUUCGCCAACACCAGCUCCUUCUUCUGGACCAUGGCCAUCGCCCUCUACCUGUACCUGAGCAUCGUCAGGGGCUCGCCCGCGGGCGAGGCUUUGCUCUGGUGCUUCCACGCCGUGAGCUGGGGUGUCCCCCUGGCCAUCACGGUGGCCGCUGUGGCUCUGAAGAAGAUCGGCUACGACGCCUCCAACGUUUCCGUGGGCUGGUGCUGGGUGGACCUGGACGCGGAGGAUCGGCUCCUGUGGAUGCUGCUGACGGGGAAGGUGUGGGAGAUCCUGGCCUAUGUGACCCUGCCAGUGCUCUACAUCCUCAUCAGGAAGCACAUUAACAGAGCAGUGAGUAUUUGCUGCUGGCUCCAUCCCCCGUGCUCUGCGUUCCUCGCUGCUCAGCAGCUGCACAGGCAGGGGAUGCUCCAGGGCUCUGGAGUGUCCCCAGCCCCGGGAGAGGCAGUGCCCUGAUCCAGCACACAGUGACUUAGCACGGGCAGAAUGUAAAAGCCCUUUGAAAAGGAGCAGGGCUUGUGGGAUGUUCAUCAGGGAAAUGCUACAGUCAGAAUUGAAACGGAAUGUGAAGGACAAAUCCAGCUUUAAUCAGUUUUCUGCAGUUCCACUUGUACCGAGAUUGGAAUUCUCCAACCUCAUUCCUUUCAGUGUCUCCAAUGGCAGUUUGUGUUUAUGGGUGUUACUCUGUACUGGCAGCUCACAGCUCCAUUUGGGAAUCCAGGCACGGGAUGGCUUUGGGCACCACACAGGAGAUUCCCUGUCCUAGCAGGGCUUUGGGAUUCAGAGCUUCAGGGGUUGCUGUUCCUUGUGAACACAGGGAAUCCAUUUGGACAGCAUUUGCAUAACAAAUCCAGAUGAGAGUGGCAGGAGGAGCUGCAUGCAGAGAGUGCUCUUCUCUCUGAGCUGUGUUAGGGAAAGGAGCCCCACCUGUGGGUUAUUUCCUUCUGGAACUUUCUGCCUCUGCUCCUGCUGCAGCUGUGGCUGCGCUGGGGACAAACACAGCCCUGCUCAGGGCAAGGGCCUGCAGAUGAUUUGGGAUAAGGAGGCACUUUCCAGA